UUCGACUAGCAGCAGAAGGCAAGGCAGAAGUACAGUUAGUAGAAAUUGAACAGUAAAGUUUUCUACUGAUUAAUUAAGUUAAUUACUGGUGCAGUUAAUCAGUUUAAUCCUGAAUUUUUUCUAUUUGGUUAUUGCAGCCUCAUGUGUGCAUUAGCGAAUCUACACAGUUAGGGCCUAUUAAAAAUAUUUGGUUUAGGCCUAAGUUAGUUAAUUAUCUUGAAGAAUUAACUUAGAAAUAAUUAACUAUUAGGCUAACUUACUGUGUGUAUUAGGGCAGUCUCUCGUCUGGACUUUAACAUUCUUAUUAUUAUCUAAUAGUGUUAACAUGACACUAGCUCCUUGAUACAAAUGUGCAAGUACCAUAAAAAACAAAGCAAAAUGUCUUCAUCUUCAUGUGAUUCCAAAAACGUUAUUGAAUGGUCCACUGAGGCUGUUGCUGAUUGGUUAAAAGAGAAGGGUCACUCUAAGUAUGUUGAUCUUCUCUGCAACCAACAUAGUAUUGAUGGAAAAGCUCUUCUACUUCUGAAUGAACACGAUUUGCGAACUUCUCCACUGAGCAUUCAGAUUUUGGGAGAUGUUAAAAGGCUCGGGCUUGACAUCCGUCAGUUGAAGAUGGAGAAUCGUCAAACUCUGGUUGAGUUAGGUUACGACCCCACCACUUUGCUGUAUAUACCUAAUGCUCUCGUCAACAGUGCUGGCCUACCCACUAAAGCCGAGCUGGACUAUUACUACUCCAUGCGUCAACACAGUUUAGAGGCCUACACGACAGAAGACUCGUACCUCUUGCCUCAUUCGUCACCUUCAUCAGAGGAUGGGACUGUUACUGCCUUGCGGCCUGAGAUAUGGAAGCAGCUGGAAGAGAAAUUCUAUCGCCACUAUCGUAGUAACCAUAUCAAGGCCCUGAUCGCCCUAGCCUACCUGUUUGUGGUAACGUGGAUCACAGCGUUUGUGAUGGUGAUUGUACACGACCGAGUGCCAGACAUGAAGAAGUACCCGCCACUGCCCGACAUCUUCCUAGACAAUGUUCCACACAUACCAUGGGCCUUUCACAUGUGUGAGUGGACUGGAACACUGCUGCUACUCAUCUGGCUGGCUGUCCUGGCCUUCCACAAGUAUAGGUUUAUACUGCUGAGAAGGUUCUUCGCAUUGUCAGGAACUGUGUUUCUGCUCAGAUGUAUCACGAUGUUGAUUACUUCUUUGUCAGUUCCUGGCACACAUCUCGACUGUACUCCACGUAACUCCACUUCUAAUGAGCCCCUGCUUCUGGACUUGUUAGACAAGAUGAAGCAGGCGUACAUCAUCUGGAAGGGAGCUGGCAUGUCUAUACAGGGGGUGCGGACGUGUGGGGACUACAUGUUCAGUGGCCACACUGUCGCUCUCACCAUGCUCAACUUCUUCAUCACAGAAUAUACUCCAAGAGAUAUUUACAUUCUGCACUUGUUCACGUGGAUGUUGAACUGUUUCGGGAUCUUCUUCAUCUUGUCAGGACAUGAGCACUACUCUAUCGACGUGUUCAUCGCCUUCUACAUCACGUCGAGGCUGUUCCUGUACUACCACACGUUGGCCAACAACCAGUCCCUGAUGCAGAGAGAUACCGGUCGAACCAGGAUAUGGUUCCCGUUGUUCAGUUUCUUUGAGUCUGACGUUGACGGGAUUGUUCCCAACGAGUACGAGUCACCCCUGGUGGUGAUCAAACAGCUGUUUCGGCUGGCCAAGCAGAUGUACAAGAAGUCUGUGCUGCUCUUCCACGCACACUUCUCCAACGUUCUCACGGAAACCAGGAUCAACCUAGACCAGAGCGCCGCCGCGUCUAUACGGAAAAACAAACGAAAGACACAGUGACCACCGCAGAUGCUUCUGUUUGUUUUGUAGAUAUCGUAACGUUAACCGAGUUUUCCAGAUUUAUAUCGCUGUUACACUGUUGAUAUGUAAAGUUGCUGUACAGCCUAUCGACGUUGGCAAGACGCACGAUUUGCAUAUUUUUUACGUUACUCCUUUAUCGAACACUCGUUUAGUUCCUAUGUACAUUAGAUCUUUUUAUCAGGCAUUUAUAUGUAUCGGAUAUUUAUUAGCAUAUCAUUAGAGUUAGCUUUAAUAUAUCUAGAGGUGAUAUAAUUGUAAGUAUUAUAGGUCUGUUUUUGACAAUAACAUUUCAGUCACUGCGCUGCUUUAACUUUCAAGACGUCUUCACGUAAGGAUGUUCGCAUUCCAUUGCAUUCGUCUUGACAAUUUAUUUAAGAGGUGUAAAUUGUGCAUAUGAAUCCAUUUUUGUACUUCUCUAGAGGUUUUUUUCUGUUUUUGAUUGUACUACUCUAUUUUACGUUUGUACUUAACUUUCGCUUGAUUUGGUGUUUAUUAUGUUGCUUUAAUAAAGAUUGUACUUUGUUACUACACAUUUUUGUGUUGUACUGAAUUUAUGUAAACAUUUUCAUAGUUAAAUUAGUUUACCUUAUAUUUUCCUGUAAUCACAAAAAGCAAUAUGAUUUAAUCUUCCUAGUUUGUAAAAUUGUAGAGUAGUUAAUAUUUCUACUCCAUGGUUGUCUUCUCCUCUCAAUGAAGAUGUUCUAAGGCCUAAUUGUUAGGUUUGUGCUCAAAUCAGUACUGUAAUUCAAGUAAUGCAUUACUUAUUUAACAGUAGUGCAGCGAUUCUGUUACUAUCAAAUCUGUGAGGUUUAGUAAAUGGGUGCAUAGACGAGAAAUUAUGACUGAUGUGAAACACCAAUAGUAGAUUGUUGUUGCUAGUCGUAAUCGGUAAAAAUUCUCAGUUUCUUCCGAACAUUUGUUUUAAAAUUUUUAAGUUAAUCUACCUUAGCCUAACUAUUCCCCUAGAAACCAAUUUUAGCAUGAAUUACAGUUUAUUUUGGAAAACUACUCCAAUUAUAUGAAAAUAUAGGUGAAUAAAAGCUAAUCAAACAUUAAAAGGUAUCUUUAAAUUGAUUUUUUUGUUCGUAGCCCAACAGUGAUAUCUCUCAAGCUAGAUAAAUAAUAAACUGUUAGAUGUGACAAUUUUCCUACAUCAUGACUUUUUCCUCACUAUUGGUUUUUCAUCAGUUAAUGAUAGGUAGCUUUAACUGAUCUUUAGUAUGACUUAUCAUUUUUGAACAUAUUUCCAACUGGUUUUCCCUUUGAACUUGUUUUGUCCCACAUUAUGGUACAUUUGAAAUGUAAAUGACUUAAGGAAUGUCUAUGUUUUCUUGCUGAUUUACCUUUUGAUUCACAACUGUCAGAUGGUGUUGAUUAUGAAAUCAAGGGAACAAAAUGUGAAGGUAAUUGUAAUUGCUUAGCUAUUGUCAAUAUUGAAAGUUUAUCAUGGCACAAUAGAUGUGAAAUCUUAGUCAAACUUUUGUCUACUAAUUGAAAACUUAGAUGUAAGAGUUUUUCAAAGCCUUUUUGAGGGCUGUCGCCUUAAAAACUCUAAAUAAAUAUUUCUCUAAUUACUGUAGUGCUAUAAUUUGGCCACCCGCUUUUUAGGUAAAAUUCAUAAAUUUAUUUUUUACAUUUUCAAACAUGCAAAUUGUUUCUAACAAAUUUAUUUGUGCUUAGUAAAAUUUGUCUUCCUGUUACACUCAUAAUCAAAAUUAAACGCAAAAUCUUCCAUUUUUAUUUUGUUCUCGUCCAGUUUUUACAAAUUUAAAAUGUUUCAAAAUAUUAUCAAAUUGUAUAAAAAGUUUUGUUUUGUACUUAAUUAACCAUAGCCUUCCAUUUUAAUAAUGUGCAUAUCUUGUUUAAUAUUUCAACCAUGCAUGUUUCGCUAAUACAAUAUUUUGUAACAUUUUUGUAGCAGCAGUCUUGUUCAUUGUAGAUAUGUUAAUAGCAAAUUUGAUAACCAAAGACAUUCUUCUAGGAUAUUAUAUUUUGCAAAGUUGUUAUUUAUACGGUUUUUGUUAAGAAUUGUUCGAGCACAUAAUGUGAAACAUUUAAAAAUAUUUUUAAGCUAAAGCUGAAUAUAGCAAAAACGUUGAAUCGAUAUGUGAUUUAGUUUAAUGUAUAUUUAAAUGGAAUUUAGAACAGCUAUUUACCAUGCAGCUUUAAAAGUUGAAUUUAAUUAUAAGCUCACUUGUCUAUUGUUGUUUUGCUAGCCUAUGAAGUGGUGCUAAUAUAUGUAAAAUCUUGUUGUGAUCUGUUGAGUUUUGGUAAAGACACGUGUUAUUUUGUGCUAGACGGAUUGUAAAUAUUGUUCUGAAUCCAUUGUUGAAUUUGUUUUGUUUUGCCUGAAACCAAAUCAAAAAUGUUUAUGGCAAUUUUUUUAAUGAAUGUAAUCUCUAAUCAAUAACAUAGUUAAUUGUAAAUAUGAGUUUUAUACUUUGUUUACGACAUAUAUGGAAGCAGUUAGUUGUUAAACCUUUAAUAAAUGUUGCUUUAUUAUAGUAUGAACAGCACAAUGUAUGGAGUAAGCAAUCAAUUCUAAAACAUUUGAAAAAAAUAUUUAUUAGAGAUAUACAAUGAUAAAAUGUUUAGUAUACAUUUUUACUGUUAAAUCUAAAACAGUGUGCUUUAUGUUCUUCCAUUUAAAUUUUAUGAGCAUUUAUUUAGUUCUCGAUAAAUGGUUCUUUCCAAAAAAAAAUAUCAAAGAAUUUGGUGUUUUAAACGGUUAUUUUAAAAAUCAAAACUAUGUUCAGUAUU
This is a messenger RNA of Macrosteles quadrilineatus (aster leafhopper), 4623 nucleotides long. RefSeq names its product sphingomyelin synthase-related protein 1-like. The record is from RefSeq and is a predicted model, not a curated record. The transcript is spliced from 9 exons. Lineage: Eukaryota; Metazoa; Arthropoda; Insecta; Hemiptera; Cicadellidae. Bases 349 to 1842 code for a protein of 497 amino acids. Gene Ontology annotation, cellular component: Golgi membrane; endoplasmic reticulum membrane. Gene Ontology annotation, biological process: ceramide biosynthetic process. Gene Ontology annotation, molecular function: protein binding; sphingomyelin synthase activity; ceramide cholinephosphotransferase activity.